AUGAAAUGGGUGAACGCUCUAGACAAGGCCAAUAAGCGAGAUGCCUUUGCCUGGCCCCACUCGACCAGAGCUGGGAUGAACUAUUUUCGAUUGGAUGACCAUGUGUGGAUCUGGAAUGCCAUCAAAGCCAUAAGCAUCAUUCUUGGAUGGGACACGAUGGCCAAAGGAAAUUUCAAGAGUCGAGAAAAAGUGGAUAAGGAUUCAUGGCAAUAUCAGCGGAACGAGCUCAUGCGAAGAUAUGAGCCUGAGAAGAUGAAGCGAGAGAUCUUACAACGUUUUACAACUGUACACGACGUCUCCAAAGAGCGAAUUCUCGCGGUUACCCGGUCCCCUCGAGAAACACGAUUCGAGUUUCACUCGCGAGACACGGCAUUAUUUUACCCGAUUGUGGAUACUAUGCUUGGUCAAGGGGAGGAGCGAUGGUUGGGCUUGAUUAAACUCCAAAAAAGAUUCACCCGUACUCAGGAUACUGAUCCAGACAAUUUGUUACGGCACGGGCUUGGGAUGCUCAUGGAAAAUACCUGGGCCACGGAUUCAACUAUGAGGACUGACUUUCUCGAAACAAAACGCGCACUCAUCACAACCACGCUCACCAAUGGUCUCUUUCCAGCGCAGAUUACAGGCUUGGGGGAAUCCGAACGUGUUAGCUACCACGAGGAUUAUUUGUUACAUGUCUCUUUUGAAAUGCCCUACAUUCUUCACGCAACACGUCCUCAAGAGGGCCCAUUUCAGCAAGCCACUCAAGAAGGUCUGACGAAGAAUAGGCUGUAUGAGGAAGGGCCUGUCAAGCAUACCAGCAUCCUAGACGGCACGAUCCCCUUUAAUGACCAAAUUGAUGUCAAAAGCAUCAUAGAUAUCAGAGAAGAGUGGCUCUAUAAUUCUCCAUCUUUCCUCGAUUGGAGUCCUUUGAAUGGCAAUCACAUCCCUUUGAGCUUGCUUGACCUCGGAGUAAAACGCGUGAGAUGGAUAAUGAGGGCGCUUCUGAAAGCAUACGGUGAUGAGACAAGCGAAGAAAUAAAUGAAGAGAGUGAAGAGGAUAGUGGCGAUGACGACGACAUUAUGGUUGAUGCCGCUGGUGUGAGAUCCAUUUCGAAUCCUGGAGAAUAUCAGCCACUGGAUAUCCAGCCGGAUGGUCAUAAGCAUUUGAUGAUCGACAUUGGGAAAAAGAGACCUCGGAUGAGAAAGACAUCCUGCUCUGACGAGCGGGAGUCCAGAACCCACACUUAUGUCAAGUCAUGGGAAAAGCUACUCCAAGUCCGAACAGCCCACAGUGCAAAGAAAAGGUUCCUGUGGUGUCGAAACCCACCGGGGGAAUACGCGUUGAUGUGUUAUCUUGCGUCGCCAGAAAAUGAACAGCCGUCGUUACGCUUGUUCUUCGAUCGCCAUGCUAAAUGCGUCACAGACUUUGAUGAUAAAACAAGUAGGGUAUACAACACGUGGGAGACGGAGUUCCACUGCACCUUCGUUCGGCUUGGGAAACCCGCUCGACCCAUUAACAGUGAAGACGCAAGCAGUAACCUCAAUGAAUCGCACAAGGAAGAAAGACGCCCAGAGCCUAUGCUGCAUUCGUCAAUUCGACCGCUGCCUGACCUUGGUGGCCAAGAGCUGAGACCCGCGUCAAUGGGCUUCAGGUUUCAUGGUGACUUCUUCGAUCGAUUUUGGACAUGCCAUUAUGUCGAGAGUUAUCUGGGAGAGCCGCCAAGGUUAGACAUGAACAAUUACCUGAGUAGCAAUGGUGAGGAACUCAAAAGACUUUUCCAAGAUAGCAGCGCGUACGUUUGGCAACAACGGAAGGUGCUUGAAACGCUGCUAUUCCACCUAAUCUUAUCGGAGAUCAACAAAAGUGUUCAGAAGAUCAUAAAAGCAAUCCAGGAAGAACUCAGUUCGGACCAACAUGGCAAAGAGAGGGUAAAGACGCCAAAACCUUCACAGUUCGACUCCGAGGUAUAUUUCAACGAUUUGAAAGCGUGGGCAGCAUUACAUGAAAUACUUGAGUUUCUAGGCGACAACCUGGAAAAUAUCUCGAAUAAUGUCAAAGGCUGGAACUCACGGGAGGAAGAUCGUCGGACUGAGAAACCUCGAUGGACAAACAACGAUGAAAAAAAGUACCGAGAUGCCAUCACUCGAGCUCUUCUCGAGUGUCAGAGGGCUGAGCGCGUACUAUUCGCCCACAGAGCUACAAUUCGCUCCCUCUCAAAGACAUUGAACUACCGUCGUGAGGAGGCAAAAAAUGAAUAUGACCGCAACAUGAGCGAACGCAACUUCCGUAACAAUGACAAUGUUAAGUACUUCACCUACUCGACCGUGAUCUUCUUGUCUCUGGGCUUUGCAGCCAGUGUCUACAGCAUGCAAGCUGCACCGCCUACAGAUGUUCUCCAACACAUGGUGAUCUUCUCUGUUGUUGCCUUCUUCACCCUUCUGGUCAUUAUUGCUAUCCUGCCCUUCUUACUUGAAGGGUCUUCGGGAUUUCGAAGAGUUUGUCGAGAAUUUGUACUGCAUGGAUUCCGAGGAUGUUGCCGAAACAUCUACCAAGAUUCUAAAGAUCUCCAUGGAUUUUGGAAGCUCUUCUAUACGAAAGUUCCGUACACGUUUUCCGACUUGUUUACCAUGCAGAUCCCCUCAUAUGUGCUUCUUCUCAAGGGUCAGAGUCUCAAUCCGGGAUCAUCCAACCGCAAGGAGCAUGCUAAGAAACAGAAACAACAAGCACCUAAGCCCGAGGAGUCUUUGGAUGGCAAUUCAAGAAAUACAUUAAAAAGAGAAACGAGAGACGAAUUGAAGUUUGACAAGUCCAAAGGUGAAUCAUGGGUUCAGUCAUGGAAUAGAAUAGUCGAGCCAUGGAACAAAAGCCUACGCGGUCAUAGAUAA
Aspergillus melleus is the source of this 2865-nucleotide messenger RNA. RefSeq lists its product as uncharacterized. The transcript has a single exon. The record is from RefSeq and is a predicted model, not a curated record. The coding region runs from base 1 to 2865 and encodes 954 amino acids. Lineage: Eukaryota; Fungi; Ascomycota; Eurotiomycetes; Eurotiales; Aspergillaceae.